GUCGAUAACCAUAGGACGUAGAGGACUCUCUUUUCUUUUUAUGGAGAAGAAUAAUUUAUUUUGUUGACAAUUUGUUGCCGUUACUUAUUUAUCUUUUUUUAGCUGCUUCUUGUAUCCUGAAAUAAGAUCUGUGGACAUUUUAUUAUGUUUUAUAUUUUGUCUCGUAAGUUAAUGUUGUUAUUGCUUAAUACAGGAUAUUUUGUUACCAUCUUCAAUUGCUCAGAAAGAGAGACGAAAAUAACGUUGAAAGUUUAUGUAAUCAUGUGGAUCUUUCUACCUGUGCUCAAAUUUAUCAUUUCCAAAUUUAUUGGAAUUAUGAGAAGUAUUAUGAAGUUAUUUAUUCCGUUGAAAUAUCAAAUGAAGGACAUUUCUGGCGAGAUUGCUCUCGUCACAGGUGCUGCCGGAGGUCUUGGAAGAGCAAUAGCCAUCGGUUUAGCUAAUCAUGGUGUCAUCGUUGUCAUUUGGGACAUCAAUCAGAACGGUAUCGAAGAAACGAUGGAAUUGAUAAAAGCAGCGGGUGGUACUUGUUACGGAUACGUUUGCGAUGUUCGUAUUCGCGAUGAUAUUUACAAAACGGCUGAAAUUGUUAGAGAAGAAGUUGGUCAGGUAAACAUCUUGGUUAAUAAUGCAGGAGUGAUAAAUAUUGGAAAUUUCUUGGAUAUUCCAGAUAAUCUUCUUAAUCGUACAAUGGAAAUAAAUAUCAUGAGUCAAUUUUGGACAGUAAAAUCAUUUCUCCCGGCGAUGAUAAAAAGCAAUAAAGGUCAUAUUGUAAGUAUAGCGAGUGCAGCUGGUCAUAUGGGGUGUCCAAAACUAGUUGAUUAUUGUACCUCAAAGCACGCAGUUGCUGGAUUCAUUGAAUCAUUACGAUUAGAAUUAGAGUACGAGGGAUAUAAUAUCAAUACUACAAUAAUAUCUCCUUACAUCAUUCGCAAUACGGGCAUGAAUAUAGGCAGAAUUGCUCGGUUUGCAUCGUCUCUCAGUCCGAAUGAAGUCGCUGAAAAAACGAUAAUAUCCUUACGAUGUAACAAAUAUAUCGUUAUUAUACCAGCAUUCCUUAAAGUUCUAAUAAUUUUGAAAUGGAUACUAUGGGAUUUCUUUCGUAUGUUAAUUCCUUCUUUAAUCAACUAUAAUACUUUAUCCAGCUAUGAACCGAUAAAGGAAUCAUCAGUAAAACAAAGUCCAAUAAGGUCCAAAAUUGUCGAGCGAAACAUUAAUAAUUAACUGGUCGUAUAUUUUCAGUUUUUUAUUUGCGCAUUUUUAUUAUAACCAUUACU
Vespa mandarinia (Asian giant hornet) is the source of this 1274-nucleotide messenger RNA. RefSeq names its product estradiol 17-beta-dehydrogenase 11-like. Gene Ontology annotation, cellular component: lipid droplet. The record is from RefSeq and is a predicted model, not a curated record. Gene Ontology annotation, molecular function: oxidoreductase activity, acting on the CH-OH group of donors, NAD or NADP as acceptor. NCBI's taxonomy places the organism in Eukaryota, Metazoa, Arthropoda, Insecta, Hymenoptera, Vespidae.